UGUCUGGAAACGAUUAAGAAAUACAAAAACUCGAAAUCCUACAAAUAAGUUUAUAUUCCAUAUCCAAAGUUGAAAACAUAAUUUUUUAAAAAGUAAAUAAUGUUUUGGCUGCGAAAUAACAAUGACGUAAACGUAGCUUAUUUUCGUGUCACGCAAUCUAACAAAAAACCGUCUGUGUGGGAGAGACUCCACUGAGGAGUUGAUUUUGUGGUCAUUUCCGGCUUUGUGGCUUUCCGUUGAAGAUCUGGGUACAAAGUCGUAAAAUUGCUUAUUAUUGAAGUAUUAACCAAAGAUUAUCUUUUUAGAGAUUUAGUUGAUAAAAACACAAAAUGGCGUCACAUCAACAAUUGUUUGAACACUUGCAUGAAUUUUCCUAGUUCUAUACAGUAAAAGAAACUUUCCAGCAAUGAAUCUUCUUUGCUAUAAUUACUUUCACCAAAAAGGAAGUUGACAUGGUAACACAAAUUGCAGCUAAAUACCACAAAUGGAUACUUCAACAAAAUGUAAAUAAGUAUGUUGAGAAGAAUAAAUUUAUUGAAAUGUAAAAACGAUGGCCGACAUUACUAAUCAAUCACAAGAAAGUAAGAUGGGUUGUUCAUUGUUACGGCAGUGCAGAAGAAGGACUCAGAGUGAACCACCGCGAAAAUAUAAACCAGGAAAAACGAAAUUAAAAGAUAUCAGCAAACAACAUAAAAGUUAUGAUGAACUUAAUAAACCAAUAAAUGAACAAUUUAAUCACCAAGAAUGUAAUAACCAUUUAUUAACACAUUCCUCGUUAACUGUGCCACAAUUUGAUACGCGGAAUAUUAAAGUGACAGAACGUUGUAAAUUAUGUGAUAAAGAGAGAGAGAAUGAGCCAAGAUUGCAUCAAAGUACUACUUUUUCACAAAAUGAAUGCCAUGUGGAAAAAUGUGAGAACACUUUCAAUCAGCAAAAUGUUUUAUCUAAAACACUUAGCUUAGACUUUCAAAAACCUGCAACUACAAUGGCGUCCUCAACGAACGAUAACAUUGAAAAUUCUUCGUGCUUUCCAAAGCUAGGUUGCUGCCGGAAAACAAAAAGAAAAGAAAGAAAUAGUAAUAAUAAUAAUACUCGUAAUACAAAAUCAAAUUGCAAUCGUAUAACUUAUGAAGAUUAUACGAAAUUGUCUCAAACUUCGUCGUUGAAUAGUAGCGUAUGUACAGGCAGUUUACUGACAGCGAGUAGCUGUUUAACGGCGUCUUCAUGCGACGCGUCCACGUUACUUUCCGAUCAAUCUUCUAUGUCGCAGGACUCAGGUUUUGACGAACCGCCUUGUUUCUUAAAUAUAAUAUUUCACAAUCAUAAGUGUAAAGGAAUGCACAGUUGUAAGAAAAAAGAUUAUAUUAGUUUGAAUUUGCAUUUGAAAGCACUAAUGAAUUGCAUGCCGAAAAGUUUUAGUGAAAGCGAAGCGAUACAGCAUCAGCUAGCAAAUUGUAGUGGAGUACAGAGGGACCCAUACUUAGCAAAAAGAAGGAACGCAAUAUGCGAGACUUCAGAAGAAAUGAGGUCGAAUUUUAGCGAAGCGUUGUGUGCUUUUUUAACUCUUCAAGCUAUGGCUAAAUACGAAUUUUUAUAAUAUAUAUGUGUAUCAUACUUUAUGUUAUUUCCGUUGUGUCUGUUGUUGUUGUUGUUUUUGUUUUUGUUGUUGUUGUUGUUGUUUUUGUUGUUGUUGUUGUUGUUUUUUGUUGUUGUUAUGUUUUUUCUUAUGUUUCUUUUAUUCUUUUUAUUUAAGAUUUUUUGUCAUUCUUGUAAUGAGAAUCUCUAGAUCAUGAGUUUUGUUAAUGUUUUGAAAUAACCGCCAGUAAAAUCCCUUUCGCUGUGUCUUUUCAAAUAUCUUUAUUAUUUUUUCACAUUUUUUCUUAAUUCCAUUUAAGACCCUCCCUCUUAUUAUAUCCCUCCACAAAAAACAUGUUACAUUUUUAAUUUUUUUUUUCAUUAAACACUCGGCGAUGGAGAUAUAUUUGCAUGACAGAGAUCAUAGUUGGAUUGACGAGUUUGUUAGAAAGAUAAUGUUUUUAUUGUGCAAAUUUUUAUCACGUGAUGGUUAUAUCACAACUUGAAAAUUUCGCACAAUAAUGUACCACCAAUUUCUUGUUGACAUUUGUACUGAAAAGUAACGGGAAGAGAAUUAUGUUAACGUCUUCAGGUGGUAACCAAAACGGAAACACUGUAUUUAUUUCAUAAACGAAUAUGCUUCGCCUCAGCAUUUUAAUAAUUUUUCUUUUUUGAGGUUUUCUAUCAACACUUACCCGUAAGUCAAAAGAUCUUGAACAUAACAAAAUAAACGAGUGUCGUGUGGGAAAUACUCGAGACAAGUGUUGCAAACUAUCUUAACAAUUAACAAAAUAAAUUAAAGAAAAUUCUUUUUUGUCAAAAGUAGUCGUACAUCAUUAUUGUUCUUUCAAAAUUACAAAAUUCACAUUCUUGUUUUUCACACUUUUGCGACAUAAUUGAAAAGGAAUUUUGAUCCCAAAGAAAAUGUGAUUGGGGUAUAUGAAAAUGUUAGUCGAUUUUGCUUUUUUUUUGUCUUAUGUUACUUUAUGUUUGUAACCUCAUGAAGUUUAUCCGUAUUGACACUUCGUGUCGAAGCUGUAUUUAUUUAUCGCGGUGAUAUUAUCACGAUAAUUUACAUUCAAGUAAACAAACCUUGAUUUGUUAGGAUUUAAAAAAAAUCACAAAAAUUGUCUUUAUUCUUAUCCUUAAUACAUUUUUAUUUUCUCGGUUUUUUUCUCAUCAACAAUUUAAUGACGUGCAGUCAACAGAUCUAGCUACGUUUUACUCCAUCCGUUUACAAGAGACAUUUGUCCCGAAAAAAAAAUUCUUUUUACUUUCAAUUUUUUUUUGUCAAUCGUUUUCAUGUAAGUUUUUGAUGCCUUUAAUGCUACAGAUUGACAUUAGAAAGAAAUUGAAUCCGUUUUUUGUAAUCUUAUUUUCAUUUCCCUGUAAAAACAAAAAAAAAAUUGUAUAAAGAUGACGUCAACCGUUCUAUCUUGAAGAAAUCGAUGUGAUAUUAUUGAUGGAGAAUUUUAACAUGAUACCUAUAAAUGGAAAAAUGCUAAAAUUCAUUUUUCGUAUUCCUUUUUAUAUAUUUAUUUUAUGUAUGAUAUAAAUAAACAGUUAUGUGUGUUUUA
Messenger RNA from Hydractinia symbiolongicarpus, 3152 nucleotides. RefSeq lists its product as uncharacterized. The record is from RefSeq and is a predicted model, not a curated record. The coding region runs from base 551 to 1597 and encodes 348 amino acids. NCBI's taxonomy places the organism in Eukaryota, Metazoa, Cnidaria, Hydrozoa, Anthoathecata, Hydractiniidae. The transcript is spliced from 2 exons.